AUGGACUCGAAUCUGAAAAAGCUGAAGAUAUGCAUAAUAGGCGCUGGCAUGGGUGGUCUCACCACGGCGCUGGCCCUCGCCAAGCGUGGCUUUGAAGACAUCCAUGUGUUUGAAUUUGCCAAAGACCUCGGAUUUGUUGGCGCCGGUAUCCAACUUGCCCCCAACAUGGCGCGCAUAUUAGACCGGCUGGGUGUCUGGGCAGAUAUUGAACGCGAGGCGGUCAUUCUGAAGGACACGUCAAUACGACAAGGUAGCACCGACGAAGAACUGGCCAACGUCGACCUGGGCUAUGUUCACUCCACUUAUGGCUAUGCACACAUGGUCGGCCAUCGUUCUUCUCUGGCUGGUUCCAUCUAUGCCGGCUGCCAGCGGGAAUCGGCCAUCAAAUUCCACUUCUCCACCUCGGCGAGCGGCGUCGAGACGUUUGCACCCAAGGUGUCUUUCGUAGCGACUCCCAAGGAUGGUGAACCCUAUCGCGUUGAAUGCGAUGUCCUCCUCGGUGCAGACGGUGUCAAAUCCAAAACACGAGUCGAAUUGCUCAAGACAAUCAACGCCACAGCAGAGGUCGAAGACUCGGGGCAAGCCGCAUACCGAAUCAUGUUGACGCGAGAAGAAAUGCAGCACGAUCCAGAGCUUCUGAAACUCAUCGACAGUGACCGAGCAACCCGAUGGAUCGGCGAGAAGCGACACAUCAUCGCGUACCCGGUCGCCAGCAAAACAAUAUACAAUAUCAGCACCGCGCAGCCAGACACAAACUUCGCAGCAGCACCCUCUGCCACAUACACCACCAAAGGGUCCAAGCCAGAGAUGCUGAGUGUCUACGCCGACUUCUGCCCCAUGAUCCAACGCAUGCUGAACCUCGUCCCCGAAGGCGAGGUCUGCGAGUGGAAGCUGCGGGUGCACCAACCCUUACCCACCUGGGUGCACGGCUCCGUUGCCCUGGUCGGCGACUCUUGCCACCCGACACUCCCCCAUCUCGCACAAGGCGCCGCACAGGCCAUCGAGGACGCGGCCGUGCUCGGCGUCGUCCUCGCGCGCCUACCGGAUACAACAGCCGAGUCCAUCAACAAGGCGCUGCGGGUAUAUGAAACGGUGAGGAAGGAGCGGGCCGAGAUGCUGGUGGCCCUCGCGGCGUCGUCCGGCAAGGCGAUGCAUCUGGGUGAAGGUGCGGCCAAGGAGGAGCGGGACAAGCAGUUUGCCAAGUUUAGGGAGGGAGGCAAGGGCGACGUGCCGGAUAAGUGGGCGGACGCCAAUGUGCAGAAGCAGAUGUAUGGCCACGACUGUAUGGAGGUGGCGGAGGAGACUUUUGCUGAGGAGUUUGGGAAGCUGUAG
Messenger RNA from Cyphellophora europaea CBS 101466, 1332 nucleotides. RefSeq lists its product as uncharacterized. The record is from RefSeq and is a predicted model, not a curated record. The transcript is spliced from 2 exons. Gene Ontology annotation, molecular function: monooxygenase activity; FAD binding. Gene Ontology annotation, biological process: secondary metabolite biosynthetic process. The coding region runs from base 1 to 1332 and encodes 443 amino acids. Lineage: Eukaryota; Fungi; Ascomycota; Eurotiomycetes; Chaetothyriales; Cyphellophoraceae.